Messenger RNA from Brassica napus (rape), 1355 nucleotides. RefSeq names its product bZIP transcription factor 27. Gene Ontology annotation, molecular function: DNA-binding transcription factor activity. Lineage: Eukaryota; Viridiplantae; Streptophyta; Magnoliopsida; Brassicales; Brassicaceae. The record is from RefSeq and is a predicted model, not a curated record. Bases 500 to 1153 code for a protein of 217 amino acids. The transcript is spliced from 3 exons. Gene Ontology annotation, cellular component: nucleus. Gene Ontology annotation, biological process: positive regulation of DNA-templated transcription.
UAAAAGUAAAUUUAAAAAAAAAACAGAAAAUUUGGUUAAAAAGUAAAAACUAAAGCAAAUGUGACACUUGAAAGCGAUCUAAAGAGUGUUGAAUUGUGGUAUUAAAGUGAGACCAAAACCAUGGCUUAUUGGCCACCUUUCUAAAAUCAAAAGAAUCUAUUUCCCACCAACUCCGGAUUUAAGGAUCAUGCUAUUUGCUAAUAUAAUCAAAUCAUGUAAAAUGUUGAAAUGAUUAUCUUAUGAGAAAAAGUUUGACGUCACAACUGUAUAUUUAUCACUAUCAAUUUUUGGAUUAAGCGAGAAAAGUCAUCACAUUAACUUAUUUUUAUUUUGUUCAAGAACAGUUACAUCUUUGUCUCUUGUGCUGGACCCAACCAUCAUAAUACCAGAAAUGACUAUGGAGAGAGAUUGAAAGAGAAGAAACUCUCUCUCUCUCUCAGCUUCUCUCUGCUCUCUCUCACUCAAAGAUACAAAGCUUUUGGUGUUGUUCUGAUCUCCAAUGUUGUCAUCAGCAAAACAUAAAAUCAACCAUAGUGAUUUUUCAGUUUCCUCAUCUUCAUCUUCAUUACCUCAUUCAUAUUCACAAGCCAAGAACAUGACUCAAGUCACCAUGGAAGAGGUAUGGAAAGAUAUCAACCUUGCUUCCCUACACCAACAUCGCCAGCUAAACAUUGAUCAUGAGCCAAUGUUGAGCAACCAAAACCCUAAUAACUCCAUCUUCAAAGAUUUCCUCAACAAGCCUUUGAAUCAAGAACCCCAACCACUACCACCUUCUUCUUCUUCAUCCACUCUCCACCGCUCUCUUCUUCCUCCUCCUCCUCCUGAAACUGUUCUCAGUUUAAACCCUCACUCCAUUAACACCCACUUUGAUGAAUCUGCGAGGUUUGGUUGUUUUGGGAAGAAAAGAGGAGGCCAAGAAUCUGAUGAAAGCAGAGGAGACAGAAGGCAUAAGCGUAUGAUCAAGAACAGAGAAUCUGCUGCUCGUUCCAGGGCUAGGAAACAGGCAUAUACAAACGAGCUGGAGCUUGCAAUAUCUCACUUGCAGAAGGAAAAUGCAAGACUCAAGAGACAAGAAGAGCAGUUGAAAAUGGCGGAAGCAACUCAACACCAAACAAAGAGAAAGCUUCAACGGUCUUGGACAACUCCAUUUUGAGAAAAAGACAUCCAAGUCAUGUCAUGGAGAAGAGAAGCAUGGAUAAUAUGUACAUUCUUAGCUUAAGGUAAAUCUGUGGAUGUAGUAGUUUUGGGGAGUGUAGUAACGAACUUUCAUUCGUCUUGUGUCGUUUUCCUAUCAAACCUUUUUGACUUGUGUACUAUUUUUCUACUUAACAUAUGCCUACUUUUUCACUGGUUAA